AUGGCGGGGGCCGGGGGUCCCCUGCGCCUCCGCGACUGGCUGGUGGCGCAGAUCGAGAGCGGGCGCUACGCUGGGCUGCGCUGGGAGGACGCGGGCAAGACCCUCUUCCGCAUCCCCUGGAAGCACGCAGCCAAGCAGGGCUACCAGGCGCAGCAGGACGCGGCGCUCUUCAGGGCCUGGGCCAUAUACAAGGGCAAGCACCUAGAGGGCGUUGACAAGGAGGACCCCUCCACCUGGAAGACACGGCUCCGCUGUGCCCUCAACAAGAGCGCUGACUUCUGUGAGGUGCGCUCGCUCAACCAGCUGGACAUCUCCAACCCCUACAAGGUCUACCGGCUCCUGUCUGACGGUGCCCACAGCCCAGUUACCAGGGCUUGUGCCCCCUGUAAAGAGGAGGGCAUUCUUCAUAGCCAGCAGGUGCACCCUGGAGAAGUGACAGAGCCGGCCUGCAAGACAGAAGAGCAGGUUGGCUCCAGAUUAGUCACAGAGGAUAAAGACAAGGAGCAGCCCCCGAGGCUGGCCUCCCUGCCCCCAGGCCCUUUGGCUGGCCACAGGUACCAGGCUCAGGAUCCUGCUCACCCCUGGGGCCCCUCACCUUCUGAGGACUUCAGCAACCCCGAUUUUUGGCUGCACGUGCGACUCUUCUAUGGCGCGGAGCUGGUGCGCGAAGCCACAGCGCGCGCGGCCGAGGGCUGCAGCCUGAGUCCGCGCGCAGCCGCCGCUGCCGCCGAGCUCCUGCUGGGGCCGCCGCCGCGCGUCGCGCAGGUUCGUUUCCCGGAGCCGCCACCCGGCGCCCGCGUCCUGCGGCGCCUGCUGUCCCACCUGGAGCGCGGAGUGCUGCUCUGGGUGGCGCCCGAGGGCGUCUUCGCCAAGCGCCUGUGCCGGGGCCGUGUGUACUGGCGCGGCCCGCUCGCUCCGCACCGCGCGCGGCCCAACAAACUGGAGCGAGAGCUCACCUGCCAGCUCCUCGACACGCGCCGCUUCCUCGCGGAACUGAGAGCCCACCUGCAUGAUGGUCACCGGGAGCCCGAGUACCAGAUCCGGCUGUGCUUUGGCGAAGAGUACCCGGGGCCCCCGGACCAGCCUGAGGAGCGUCUCAUUAUGGCCCAUGUGGAGCCAGUCUUCGCGCGGGAGCUCCUCCUACACUCGAAGCUCCACGGCCAGGUGCCUCGGUGGCGCGUUCCCAGCCCCGCAUCCCCGACAGCGUCGCUCACCUGCUGA
This is a messenger RNA of Lipotes vexillifer (Yangtze River dolphin), 1221 nucleotides long. Its product is annotated as interferon regulatory factor 4-like. Gene Ontology annotation, cellular component: nucleus. Gene Ontology annotation, molecular function: RNA polymerase II cis-regulatory region sequence-specific DNA binding; protein binding; DNA-binding transcription factor activity, RNA polymerase II-specific. The record is from RefSeq and is a predicted model, not a curated record. Bases 1 to 1221 code for a protein of 406 amino acids. Gene Ontology annotation, biological process: immune system process; regulation of transcription by RNA polymerase II. Lineage: Eukaryota; Metazoa; Chordata; Mammalia; Artiodactyla; Lipotidae. The transcript is spliced from 8 exons.